UGCAGUGCGUGGAGUGUCGGUAGUGCGCGGGAAAAUGUCGGCCACAGUACAAACUAGUUUGAAGGAGAAAAUUUGCAACUCCAUAGAGAUACCAAUACUGACAAGAUGCUGCUUUUGUUUUCCGCUGAGAAAAGGUCUCGUUGUCUUCGCUUAUGCGAACCUAAUCCUGACAGUGGUGGUUACAAGUUUACUGUCAAUGUACAUCUCUUAUGUACGUAACAACGGCGUGACAGAUGCAACAGAACUGCCCCGACUUAUCGCAGAUACCACCGUGCUAGUGCUGGAGUUAGGAAUGUCCGUUAUAUUCAUUGUCGCCCUACAUAUGAAACAUGUACUGUUGAUGAAAAUUUACUUGUAUUUUGAGACUGUCUUCUCCGUCAUCGGCUUCGUGUACAGCGUCGCCUUCCUCACCAGGGAGACGUCGGGAGAACUCUUCCUUAUACUCUUUGAAUUAAUGUUACAAAUUUACCUGGUCAUCUUAAUAUGGAGUUCAAUUGUGAAGAUGGAGAGGGACGGCACAGUGAAGUACACGAGAGACAGGGAUCCCGCAUAGAUAUGCAACAAGAUUUAUUCCUAAUAAUACUUUUGUACAAAUGUUAUAAGAAUUGUUUUAACAUUUUCUUUUGAUGUAAGGUGUAAAUUUUUAUUACAGUAGCAAAAUGAUAUUGCUAUAGCCUUAUAAUAAAAACGAAAUAUUUAUAACAAGGAUCGAUUUGGUUUAAGGUAAUACGGAUUAUGAAAGCCAAAUUGGGGAUAUCAAAUUUCAAUGUAAUAACCAAAUUAUGAAAACAGAUGAACAUCAAAUAUCAAUAAUAUAGAUAAAUUAGCGGACCCGACAGACGUUGUCCUGUCUACACGUCUUUAAUUCGAAUAUUAUU
Papilio xuthus (Asian swallowtail) is the source of this 878-nucleotide messenger RNA. RefSeq lists its product as uncharacterized. Bases 35 to 553 code for a protein of 172 amino acids. The record is from RefSeq and is a predicted model, not a curated record. The transcript is spliced from 5 exons. Lineage: Eukaryota; Metazoa; Arthropoda; Insecta; Lepidoptera; Papilionidae.